This is a messenger RNA of Penicillium diatomitis, 684 nucleotides long. RefSeq lists its product as uncharacterized. The transcript has a single exon. NCBI's taxonomy places the organism in Eukaryota, Fungi, Ascomycota, Eurotiomycetes, Eurotiales, Aspergillaceae. Bases 1 to 684 code for a protein of 227 amino acids. The record is from RefSeq and is a predicted model, not a curated record. Gene Ontology annotation, cellular component: mitochondrion.
AUGGUUUCCUUAUUUGGCUGGGGCUCCAGCUCCAGCUCCAACUCCAGCUCACAAUCGGAUGAACCCUCCCUUCAGCGUCAAGGAACCUCACAUCAGACCCAUAAUGGAAGUGUCUCAUCGUCGUCAUCAUCACCACCAGCAUCAUUGAGCUCCGAAUCAUCCUCAACUUCUAUCUCCACCUCCACCUCCACCAUGUCCACCACCAUCUCAUCACUCGCGACACGACCACAAACCCCCAGCACCGCCGACAACACCAACCUCAAGCUCUUCUUCGGCGGCAUGGCCUUCUUCGCCUUAUCCGUCUUCGUCACUCGCCGCGCUAGUCUCAGGAAACGCCUCGCCUGCGUUCCCCCAUACUACUCCAGCUCGAUAUACCACCAGCCCAACGUGAACGGGGCCAUGGAGGCAUUUGAGGCGCUGAACUUGGCAACGCUCAACGUGAUCUCAUUUGGUAUGAUGGCGACGGGCGGAGUCAUGUAUGCUUUGAAUAUCAACGGAGUGGAGGAUAUGAGGCGAAUCAUGCGAGGCACUUUGGACGAUGUUGCGGCGGGCAAGACGGACGAUGAGUUGGAGAAGGAUGUGGCGGAGUGGGUGUCGAGUGUGCUUGGGGAUCGAUUUGAGAAGCAGUUGGAGAAGGAGAAGGCGAAGAAACGGACGGCGGGCCAGAGUGUGAAGGAUGAGUGA